AUGUUAAUGGCUAUUAAAGCAGCGGCUACUCUACGCGCGUCUGGUGUCAUCGCGUUCUUACUUUACACUAGUUUCGGAUCUAGGCGAGGCGACAUGCCUCACCUUGAUCCGCAACGUGCCUCGAGCCUAUGCCUCGGAGUGAGCAGCCUCGGUUUGCUUCAAGUCGAGGCUGCUCGGCCUGAGGCUGCUCUAAUGGAUACGCACCUUUAG
Molecule: messenger RNA, 210 nt
Organism: Arctia plantaginis
Lineage: Eukaryota; Metazoa; Arthropoda; Insecta; Lepidoptera; Erebidae
Source: the annotation of a GenBank genome assembly